Pyrus x bretschneideri (Chinese white pear) is the source of this 2151-nucleotide messenger RNA. Its product is annotated as transmembrane 9 superfamily member 5. NCBI's taxonomy places the organism in Eukaryota, Viridiplantae, Streptophyta, Magnoliopsida, Rosales, Rosaceae. Gene Ontology annotation, cellular component: membrane. The record is from RefSeq and is a predicted model, not a curated record. The transcript has 7 exons. Bases 99 to 1850 code for a protein of 583 amino acids. Gene Ontology annotation, biological process: protein localization to membrane.
UAUAGCAUCGGUUUGACCAAACCCAUCUGUCCAGAGUCUGCACUCUUUCUGAAUCCAGAGCUACUGCUGCUGCUACUUCUUGCAGUUUUUCGUUGCAAAUGAGUCUCCUGGUGGUCCUCCUCACGAUCCUUACAUUCUCAGUUCCUUCUGCGACAGCCUCAGCAAGCGAUCACAGCUACAACGUAGGAGAUCAUGUCCCCUUCUUCGUCAACAAAGUUGGCCCCUUGAACAACCCCAGUGAGACCUAUCAUUACUAUGAUUUGCCAUUCUGCCACCCAGAUCCGGUAAUCCAAAAGAAAGAAUCCAUUGGGGAAGUUUUGAAUGGGGAUCGUUUGGCCAACUCCUUAUAUCAGUUGAAUUUCAGGCAAUACAAAGCUGGAGAGAGUCUAUGUCAGAAGAAGCUUAAAGUUGUUGAAAUUGUGAAGUUCAGGGAUGUUAUCAGUAAUGAAUUUUACUUCCAGAUGUAUUAUGAUGAUCUUCCAGUCUGGGGGUACAUUGGGAAAGUUGAAGAUGAGAGUUGGGAAAAAGGGACCAAGUAUUAUCUGUUCACACAUUUGUCUUUUGAUGUUCUUUACAAUGGAAACCAAGUAAUAGAAAUACAUGCUUUUAGUGAUCCAAAUCAUGCCGUUGAUAUAACAGAAGAUGUUGAUACUGACGUUGAGUUCACUUAUUCGGUUAACUGGAAUACCACAUCAACUCAGUUCCAGAACAGGAUGGACAAGUACUCAAAGGCUUCAUUACUGCCAGUCCGCCAGAAAAUUCAUUGGUUCUCAUUCAUUAAUUCCAUUAUCAUCAUUGUGCUUUUGAUGGGAUUGCUUACCUUGCUCAUAAUGCGACGCCUCAAAAAUGAUCUGAGAAGGUUCUCAAAUAGCGAUGAAGAAGAAGACAAGGAGGUUGGCUGGAAAUACAUUCAUGGUGAUGUUUUCAGAUAUCCUCCAAACAUGCCAUUGUUUUGUGCUGUCUUGGGUGUGGGUACCCAACUGCUUGCCAUGCUAUUUAUCUUAUUUUUGCUAGCAUUUUUUGGAGUCCUAUAUCCGUAUAAUCGUGGAGCUUUGUUCACUUCUCUCGUCUUUAUAUAUACUCUUACUUCAAUCAUCUCUGGGUACACUGCUUCUGCUUUCCACAAUCAAUUUUCAGUGACAGGAUGGGAAAGGAGUGUUCUUCUAACAGCUAUUCUCUACCUGGGUCCAUUGUUCGUAACAUCGUCUAUCCUUAAUACAGUUGCUAUAUCUUAUGGGGCAACAGCUGCAAUUCCUUUUGGCACUCUUCUAGCAAUUCUUCUCAUAUAUGCAUUCCUUGUCAUCCCAUUGCUUGCUUUUGGUGGGGUGAUUGGUUAUUGUAUAAGAUCUGAAUUUCAAGCACCUUGUGCUAUAAAGCAAUAUCCAAGAGAGAUCCCACAAUUAGCUUGGUACAGGAGAACCCCUUGUCAAAUGUUUAUUGGAGGUCUCUUGCCUUUUAGUGCAAUUGCUGUUCAGUUACACCACCUGUAUGCAAGCAUGUGGGGCUUUAAAAUUUACACUCUACCUGGAAUUUUGUUUGUUACGUUUAUCAUCCUCAUUAUAAUGACUGCAAUCUUGACUGUCGGCUUGACAUACAUUCAGCUUUCUGUUGAAGACCAUGAAUGGUGGUGGAGGUCUGUGUUGUGUGGAGGAUCAACAGCUAUUUUUAUGUUUGCGUAUAGCAUUUACUUCUAUUCGAGAUCAAAGAUGACCGGUUUUAUGCAGCUAUCCUUCUUCGUUGGAUAUAAUGCUUGCAUGUGUUAUGCAUUCUUCUUGAUGCUCGGUGCCAUUAGUUUCCGUGUUUCCUUGGUAUUUGUUCGCCACAUAUACGGUGCUGUUAAAAGUGAAUGAACAAUUGCGGCCACCAUGCCCAAACCCCUGGUGAGGAAACGUGCGAGUAGUCGGUCACAUUUGUAACAUCUAUGAUUGAAGAAUUUGAAACCACAGUAUGAAAUCACAACACUCAACUGUGGAUGCCGAUGUAUGCAUGCAUUCCAUUGUAGUAGUUUUUUUAAUGAUCAUGCAACUACCGCAAUGCUGGUUAGUUUCUUCUCUAUGCCUCCCCCUCUUUCGAAAUGUUGGUUAGUUGUACGUAUAGUUAUGCAUUCGGAAAGAAUGAAGUUUGAUCUAAAUAUUAACCAAUUAUUAGCAA